CGCACCUCUCUCCCUCCCGACCAGGUGAGGAAACUUCCCCAGGUUCGUGUUACCUGUCCAGAGUCAUACUUUACACAACAGGGAGUUUAAGUUUCUCCACCGCCGUCUCAGCCAUGGCCGCGUCCCAGCUCGUGUGCAUGGAGGACGGCUGCAUCGGAGUCAAAAUCCCGGAGUCCAAACCGGAGUUUUACUACAGCGAGGAGCAGCGCGUCGCCAUCGAGGAGCUGCUGAGGAACGGUGACGGAGCCUUCAAGACGCGACUGAAAGAGGACAACAUGAAAGAUUUCUUGUCCGCCAGAGAAGUCAAAGUGCUGACGAACACGUUCAGAAACUUCCAGGAGGACCAGGAGAGCGGCAGCAGCUCGGGGCAGGCAGCCGCCGGCAGCGACGCGGACUCGGGGGUCCACUCCACCUACUGGCCCCAGAUGUCGGACACAGAGGUUCCGCCGCUGGACAUCGGCUGGCCCAGCGGGGGGAUGUUCAAAGGUUUGACCCGCGUGACCAUGCACACGCACCCGCCCAGAGAGAAUGGACCCCACAUUAAAGAGGUGGUGCGGCGGCUCAUCCAGGAGGCCAGCAAGGUGAUAGCCAUAGUGAUGGACAUGCUCACAGACAUCCAGAUCCUGCAGGACCUGAUGGACGCGGCCUCACGGCGCUCUGUGCCCGUCUACAUCCUGUUGGAUAACCAAGGGGUGCCACACUUCCUGGAUAUGUGCUCCAGGCUGCAGAUUGGCUCACAGCACCUCCGGAACAUCAGAACCAGAACGCUGCAGGGAUUCGGGUUCUGCUUGUCGUUCGGCAGAUUCCCGGGUUCCCUCGGUAAAAAGUACAUGUUGGUGGACGGAGACAAAGUCGUGUUCGGCUCCUACAGUUUCUGCUGGUCUGCGUCUCGUAUGGACCGAAACAUGAUCACUGUGAUGACGGGACAAGUGGUUGACUUCUUCGACCAAGACUUCCGGGAACUGUACGCCAUCUCUGAGAAGCUGGACCUCUACAAGGAGUUCCACGUCAGCCCGCCUGCUGCUAACGCCACCGCCACCAUACGUUCCAAAGUGGGGCCCAAACGCCCUCCUUUACCUGCCACCACUUCCAGAUUCCAGGUUACGUUGGGGGAUUCAAGGAAAGAUAAAAUCGAGGUGCCUGCGCAUAAAUACUACAACCCCAAGUACUCGCUGGUGUUCGGGGACGCCAUACGUCCAACUGGGUCUCUGCAGGAGCCGGGAACUAAGAGGGGGUCAAUUCUGUCCAAGUUUCCUGAUGAACUGGAGCAGGAGAAGCCACAAGUGACCAGCAGUGAGAAGAUGGAUCGGUUAUCUCCGUUGUCAGAGGCCCCGAGUGAAAUGUUCCAGAGACCCAAGGCAGGGGCGCAGGACAAGAAGGGGCAGCACACAUUAUUCACGAGAUUGUUCAAGAAAUCCUCCAGGAAGCUUUCGGUUAACAGCCUCGCAAACAGCACAUGCCCAUCACCCACAGGAAGCAACUGGACUGAUGAGAUGGAGGACAACUCCGAGGUGAUUGUGAGGUCGUCCUCUAAAUGGAGGAGAAAGAACGGUCAGAGGACCGAGUCCCAGCAAACAGUCAACUCUGCAAAGGACACUGAGAGUCUUAACAGUCAGCUCAAAAAAAACAAGUGUAAAGUUUCCUGAGGUGAACCCGGCCACAGUCUCAACAUGGAGCAGAACGGGACUUCAUUGAAACUAUCCUCAUCUUUGAUGUUGCAGUAUUGAAUUUUAUCCGGUGCCUUCAAGAAAGAGCCAACACACGUGUAAUUCAUCAGGUGCUGCUUUUUAUGUCUAAUGCCAAAUACAGAUUCAAAUAUGCAAAGCAUCAUGGGAAAUCUGUUGCCUGGUUGGGUUCAGAAAGAUUUAAUGAGAUAUUUCCUGGUGAUGAGCUGCCUCUUGUUUGUUGUGAAACUUUGGGGAGCAUUUUAGUGGUUGCACAAUAGUUUUCUUCAGCGGUUGGAAUGUAAAAGUUUGUCUGAGUUUACAAAUUAAACUAAUUGAGA
Molecule: messenger RNA, 2005 nt
Organism: Paralichthys olivaceus (Japanese flounder)
Lineage: Eukaryota; Metazoa; Chordata; Actinopteri; Pleuronectiformes; Paralichthyidae
Gene: sack1fb
Product: family with sequence similarity 83 member Fb
Biological process (GO): signal transduction
Molecular function (GO): protein kinase binding
Source: RefSeq, a predicted model, not a curated record